Paramecium tetraurelia is the source of this 765-nucleotide messenger RNA. RefSeq lists its product as uncharacterized. The record is from RefSeq and is a predicted model, not a curated record. The transcript has 3 exons. NCBI's taxonomy places the organism in Eukaryota, Ciliophora, Oligohymenophorea, Peniculida, Parameciidae.
AUGAACAUCCAAGAUAAUUUAGAACUCUUAAACCAUCAAUUAAACGUUUCAAAUAAUAAACUUUUGCUUUAAGUUGAAGUACUCUCCCAACAAAAUAAUUUAUUAAAUAAGAAACUUGAGGAGUAAUAACAUAUCACCAAUCAAAUUCAAUACUUGCAAAAUGAAAAUAACUAACUUAAAUAAGAUAUCUUAAUACUCCAAGAGUCCUUAUUUAAUUUAAAGAAUGAGAAAUAUAAUGAUAUUGAAUAAUCCUACUCAUCAAUGCUUUUAGUUUAAUCAAAAGAAAAUGAAAAGGAGCUUUCUUAUUUGAAAUAAGAAUAUAAGGAUCAUAUUUUUAAAUUGUAAUAAGAGAAAAACCAAUUUUUUGAAUAAGCAGUGUCUAUCGGUAUUUAAAAUUAAACAGCAAAAAACUUGGAACUAUAAACUACUAAAAUCAUCUAAAUUGCAUAAAAAUUGGAAAAAAUUAUAUGUGAAUCACAAUAUAAUUAAGAAAAUAAAAUAGAAAAAGCAAAGACUGCUAGAGAAAUUUACGAUAACUUAAUAACUUAAUUAAAUACAGAUUUGAAUAAAAACCAAAAAGAAUACGAAAAAAAUGACAAAUUUAAUCAUACUUAAACAUCCACUAAGAACUUUAGCUCUGCGAAAUAUAAAGAUAAACCUAUUAAUCUCACAAGAUUGUUAUCUCUCACUAAAACAAAUGAAACUCCUAAAAGUCAAGCAUACCUUAAUGGGCUUUCAUUACAAAUCGUGAACAAAAACAAUUGA